AGCCACAUAUCACAGAGAAGAUUCGUUUGAGAACAUUGCUGUUUGAAGAUGAUUUCGCUAAUUAUAUUUGCCCUUUUGGGCAUCUUUGAGCCAUCGUUUACGGAGGGAUGUGGAAUGCGUCCUGCUUUCGCCCGUGUGGUGAAUGGCCAAGACGCCAGUCCCCACUCCUGGCCAUGGCAGGUUUCCCUGCGUGUGGGAGGCAGACAUAUCUGUGGUGGAUCCCUUAUCAGAACUGACUGGAUCGUUACUGCAGCACAUUGUGUCUUUAGAAAUCCCAAUCCAAGUGGAUACACGGUUAUCGUGGGGGCCCACAGGCGACAAGGAAGUACAAUUGUGCAGGAGACCUUUGGAGUUAGGACUCUUCACAAACACAGUGGCUUUACCAUGAGUAACUUGAAACAUGACGUCGCAGUUCUUCAGCUGGAUGGAAAUGUAAAGCUGAGCGACAAAGUGAAUACAGUUUGUCUCCCAGACCGAGAUGCAGAUCUAAAUUCCCAGUGUUAUAUAACAGGAUGGGGACGCAUAAGUGGUAACGGGCCAGCAGCAGACAUACUGCAACAAGCUAAGCUCCCGCUUGCAUCGCAUGAGGCUUGCGUGAGAAAGUACGGUAACUCGAUUGAUAGGGGAGCUCAUCUGUGUGCUGGAGAAGGUCGAAGUGGUGCCUCAGGGGGAUGUAAUGGGGACAGCGGUGGUCCGCUUGUUUGUGAGAUGGGAGGAAAGUGGUAUCUGCACGGCGCUGUCAGUUUUGGGAGGCGAAGUUGCCCAACAACCCACUUUACAGUGUUUGCAAGAAUAACCACCUACAAGUCGUGGAUAUUGCAGAUGAUAGGAGAGGAAAGCGGAGGACCUAACACACCAAUGCCUCCUCUGCCAUCUCGCCCACCCACAGGCUGCCGUGACAAAAUCAAUUCUCAAUGGUGCUCCUUAUACCGUAGACUUCGGUGGUGCCGAAAAGCCAUAAUAAAGAACCGUUGCCGCAAGACUUGUGGAUCUUGUUGAAAGAGAUCAGCUGUUUACAUUGAUUAAAGAAAGGAACACAUGAACAUUCAUGAUCAGUCAAGGAUUCAAACAUUUAACUAGCAGAUUAAAACCUUUGUCAGUGUAAAAAUAAAGGAGCAGCAAAGAAAAAACGA
Messenger RNA from Pocillopora damicornis (cauliflower coral), 1133 nucleotides. Its product is annotated as elastase-1. Gene Ontology annotation, molecular function: serine-type endopeptidase activity. The record is from RefSeq and is a predicted model, not a curated record. Gene Ontology annotation, biological process: proteolysis. NCBI's taxonomy places the organism in Eukaryota, Metazoa, Cnidaria, Anthozoa, Scleractinia, Pocilloporidae.